Messenger RNA from Ceraceosorus guamensis, 1869 nucleotides. RefSeq names its product WD40 repeat-like protein. The transcript has 5 exons. Gene Ontology annotation, molecular function: protein binding. The record is from RefSeq and is a predicted model, not a curated record. Bases 156 to 1688 code for a protein of 510 amino acids. Lineage: Eukaryota; Fungi; Basidiomycota; Exobasidiomycetes; Ceraceosorales; Ceraceosoraceae.
GUCUUUUUCACGAUCAUCAACGCGUCGCCCCUUUUCUGAUGGGAGAGACGACGAAUACCCAGACCAUGUGCACAACAACGAAGGACGCACUUUGAACGCUCCUAGGUGGUGUCUCGGAACAGACGUAUAGAGAGAGAGAGCGACAGACAAUAGUCAUGAAGACCGGGCCUUCUCACGCCCAGUCCCUGUUCACAGCCUCGACUGGACUGUGCGCAGAUAGUAUAGCUGCUUAUCCCUACGACACGAGAGAGGCUGGCGAGUCUGCAGACUGGUCGGGAUUGUUUGCUCUUGGCACGUACGAAGUCGAGCAGUCCGAACCAAGCGCGACGAAACAACCGGCCUCACAUUGGCGAGAUGGCGGCGGUUCAGACGAUGAAGAACAGCAGCCAUCGUCCUCUUCGCCCGAAUAUACUCGACGGGGGCGUAUACUGCUGUACCAGACGCAGACGUCCAAUGCGAUGUGCGAAGAAAGCGCUGCGGACAAGGAUUGCGGAGCAGGCGUCCAGCUCGCUUACACGAGCGAGGAUGCUGCAGCGAUUCUGGACAUGUGCUGGCUUCCAUCGCCGGCUCUCUACCCAUCGUCUCAAACGCCGGAAAGAGAUAUGGCUCCUCUGUGUCUGCUCUCGGCGCGAGCGAAUUCGAGCUUGUCGCUCCACAGUCUGAGGUCUAAUUCCAGUUUGCCGUCGCCUGGAAACAGUCGCGGGUGCUCUUAUUCACUGCAGCAGGAAGCCACAAUCCCUUUGAGCACGACGACGAGCGGUGUGCUGGCUCUCUCCAUCGAUCAAUCUGCCAAGCGUACGGCAGCAUCAGAGCUUGGUCAAGUCGAUUCUAGCGUCGUCGUUUCUCAAUCAGAUGGCACGCUCGCCCUGAUCCCAUCUUUGGACUUCACCAUACACGAUUCAGCAGUCCACGAAAUCACUUUUGGCGCUUCAAUCGAGAACGCAUCGUCAGCUUCAGGAAGCCUUGCGCACGACGAGACAGCAGGUCUCGCAGACGAGAGCGACGAGGAAGAAGAAGAAGAAGAAGAAGAAGAAGGCGAGAAGCCGGUAAGCCUACAGAAAGCUUCUUGCACCGCCAGACAUCCCUCGAUUCAGGUCUGGCGAGCUCAUGAUCACGAAGCCUGGAUAGCAGCAUUCGAUCGAUGGAGCGAGUGUAACGUUUGCUGGAGCGGCGGGGACGACCUGACGCUCAAAGGGUGGGACCUGCGCACACCAUGUCACAGCGGUCGCCGAGAGAGCACUUUUGCGUGUCGCCGCUUUGAAGGCGGCGUCACGGCCAUGCAGUCUUCUCACCUGAGGCAACACUUGUGGGCUGUCGGGAGCUAUGAUGGACAAUUGCGCCUUUUCGACGCCAGACAACCCCAGAGGCCUUUCGAGCAGGUUGACAUGGGAGGAGGCAUUUGGCGAACAAAGUGGCACCCUACCGAUCCGAACCGCUUGCUGAUAGGAGCCAUGCACGCUGGCUUCAGAAUUGUUGCGCUCUCGCCGCCUACCACAAAAUUCGCUUCGGAGACGAUGUGGAAAGACGCCAGGUUGAGCCCGGAAAUUCACACAACUUUCGAGGAACAUCAGAGCUUGGCUUACGGAUGCGAUUGGAUAAGCCGAAGCAAAUUGGAUCGGAAGGCGGACGACUUGGUGGCUUCUUGCUCGUUUUACGAUAGGCGUUUGCACGUUUGGAGGGCUAGCUGACGCUGAAAUGUCGAGAUUCUAGCGAUCAAUGCCGCGACAUGGUCCCCACAUGCCGGACUGCCAACAAACAGCAUAUACUCAUUACCCACGCAUUGGAUUGGAAUUCGCAAGGUCCGUAUGAGCACAGAAAUGUCGGCAGCAGCGUGGUACGGUACAAAUUGGUCGCUAGAAAUGGCAGUAC